Messenger RNA from Zeugodacus cucurbitae (melon fly), 441 nucleotides. RefSeq names its product translation initiation factor IF-2-like. The coding region runs from base 1 to 441 and encodes 146 amino acids. The record is from RefSeq and is a predicted model, not a curated record. The transcript is spliced from 2 exons. NCBI's taxonomy places the organism in Eukaryota, Metazoa, Arthropoda, Insecta, Diptera, Tephritidae.
AUGAAAUUGCUACCAUCGCUUUUGGUGGGUGUAUUGGUUUUUACAAUCACUACCAGAUUUACGGAAUGCGCUGACCCCACAACAAAAGCCCCAGACGCAGGUUCUCCAACACCUGCUCCAGGAGGAGGAUCUCCAACUCCUGCUCCAUCAGGAGGAUCUCCUACACCAGCUCCAGCAGAUGGAUCACCAACACCAGCUCCAGGUGCAGGAUCUCCAGCGCCAGCACCUGGUAGUCCCUCACCAGGGCCUCCUGUGGGUUCUUCACCAGUAACUCCUGGUGGCACUGCAGCAUUACUGCCACCAGGAGUUACUGGUGAAGAACCCGCAGGAGGCCCUGGUGCGGGACUACCAGGUGCUGGUGCUGGGGAUACUCCAGCUGGAGUUGGAGUUGGUGAUCCAUCUGCUGGAGCAGCAGUUGGAGAUCCACCUGCUGGAGCUUGA